This is a messenger RNA of Bolinopsis microptera, 1092 nucleotides long. RefSeq names its product N-alpha-acetyltransferase 40-like. The record is from RefSeq and is a predicted model, not a curated record. Gene Ontology annotation, cellular component: nucleus. The transcript has 6 exons. NCBI's taxonomy places the organism in Eukaryota, Metazoa, Ctenophora, Tentaculata, Lobata, Bolinopsidae. The coding region runs from base 14 to 703 and encodes 229 amino acids. Gene Ontology annotation, molecular function: histone H2A acetyltransferase activity; protein N-terminal-serine acetyltransferase activity; histone H4 acetyltransferase activity.
UUUGAGCUGCAUUAUGGUGUCAAAAGGCAAGGCUAAGGAGAAGAAGCAGCAACGGAAGGAGAUGUUAGCUAGGAUGGGAGCGGCACAACAACUCCUCAGUAAAGCGAAUGUUUCUGACAAAGAUCACAUGGACACUUUAAUCCCUUUCAAAAAAUACAACAGAAACAAUGUUGAUUUGAGUAUAGAGUGUGUACAUUACGAGCAAGUCAAAGAUGACGGAGAUACCUUCGAGACUAUCUACCAAAUCUUGGAGGGAAAUAUGAAAGCAGAGUACGAUGCAUGUUAUUGGGGCUGGAACGAAAAAGACAAAAGAGACGAACUCAAAGAGAAGAAUCCUUGGUUCCUUGUUGCUAAAAACAGUGAGGGUCAAACUGUUGCAUUUUCUCACUUCAAAUUCGAUUUUGACGAGGAAAUCGCUGUUUUGUACUGCUACGAGGUGCAGGUGACGGAAGAAAUGAGAGGUAAAGGUGUCGGUAAAUUUCUAAUGCAGAUAUUGGAGCUGAUCGGAUCCAAAGCCGAAAUGCAGAAGAUAAUGAUAACAGUUUUCAAGCACAACCCACGAGCAAUACACUUCUUUGCUGAUAUUCUGAAAUACGCAGAUGACGAAACGUCACCAAAGUUCAUGGAUCCAAUGGAUGAGAAAGAUUACUGUUACGAGAUCAUGAGCAAGACUCUGAAAGUAAAGAAAGCCUCAGGGUCGUAGUGGACUCAAUUUUACGCCAGUGUUUUUAUUUACGCUUUUUAAACUUUUCAAAAUUUUUACUGAGAUUUGGGUCAAUCGGCUUUGAUAUGGAGUUAUGGAAGGUAUGCUAAGACAAUUUUGACCAAACCUUUGGUUUGCAAUUUGAAACCUUUUUAAGGCCUAGGUGCCUAUUUUGACCAAUGCAGCUUUAAAAUGAUCAAAUAAUAUUAGCCUAGGGGAGUCAAAUAUUCGUUGCAUGCGCCCAUUUCUCUACCGUUCAUUCAUCCAUAAGAACUGUUUUUACAACUAGUCAACAUAAAAUUUCUGACUGCUCGACUGCUAAUUCUUGUUUCAUUCAGCCAUCUGUUAAAAUAUUUAUGUAUUUAUUGAAAUUCAAUUUUACUUUAUCA